This is a messenger RNA of Rotaria sp. Silwood2, 537 nucleotides long. NCBI's taxonomy places the organism in Eukaryota, Metazoa, Rotifera, Eurotatoria, Philodinida, Philodinidae. The record is from the annotation of a GenBank genome assembly.
AUGGGAUUCAUAAUCGCUUAUGUACAGAACAUUCGUUCGAGAAAAAAUAGCAAAACUAAACGUAAACGUCAAGAAAGAAAUCCAAAUGAUCAACAUGCCAAUCGAUCAUUGAGUCAACUAUCAAUAUCACAAGAAAAGCAGGCAAAAAAACAAAAAUUAAUCACGACUGUCAGAGAAACAACAAUUCUUAAUACUCAUGAGCAACCAACACAUCGACUACCCACAGAACUGUUACAUGAUAAUAUGGAUAAGAAACAAGAACGAGUCAUGGUUGAAGAAGAACAUACACGAGCACUACCAACAAUGUCGAUACAAAAAUUUAAACCUCAAUAUUUACAAGUCUCUAAUCGAGUAUUUAAAACGAUAUUAUCGAGUGCUAUUCCAGAUGCUAAUAAAAUUGUUCAUGGUUUGAAUACCAAUGAAAAACUUCAAAUGAUUCGUCAAAUGACAGAAAUAACGAAAGAUUUACAUUAUUUCCAAUUGCAACAGAAUUUAUGGCAAGCUUAUUAUAAUCUUGGAAUCAAAGAAAAUAUAUAG